Molecule: messenger RNA, 685 nt
Organism: Haliaeetus leucocephalus (bald eagle)
Lineage: Eukaryota; Metazoa; Chordata; Aves; Accipitriformes; Accipitridae
Gene: RBP1
Product: retinol binding protein 1, cellular
Exons: 4
Coding region: 53-460 (135 amino acids)
Biological process (GO): fatty acid transport
Cellular component (GO): cytosol; nucleus
Molecular function (GO): fatty acid binding
Source: RefSeq, a predicted model, not a curated record
GAAUCAACACAUUGUUCUGAGACUUUGAUUUUGACAAUUACCUGAAGUAGGGAUGCCUGCAGAUUUCAGUGGUUACUGGAAAAUGGUCAGCAAUGACAAUUUUGAAGAGUAUCUGAAAGCACUGGAUGUAAAUGUUGCUGUAAGAAAAAUAGCAAACUUGCUAAAACCUGACAAAGAAAUCCUUCAGAAUGGGGAUCAUAUGAUCAUUAAAACGCUAAGCACUUUUAGAAACUACAUCAUGGAAUUUGAUGUUGGAAAGGAGUUUGAGGAGGAUUUAGCUGGGGUGGAUGAUCGCAAAUGCAUGACCACUGUAUCUUGGGAUGGAGAUAAGCUGCUUUGUGUACAGAAUGGAGAAAAAGAAGGUCGUGGUUGGACCCAGUGGAUUGAAGGAGAUGAAAUGCACCUGGAAAUAAGAGUGUGUGGAGUCAAGUGUAAGCAGGUCUUUAAGAAGGUGCAGUGAGCCUACUUCUGAUACAGAAGUGAAGAACAGUAGAAUUUACAAACUUACCAGCAAAUGUCCAAAUGCAGUAAUGAACAUCAUCAGUGACAAGAGCAAACACAGAAAUGAAGAUUACACUAGAACUGUAUAGUUAGAAUAAAAUAUUUUUAACAAAUCAUUUUAAAGAAAUAACUGCAAAUAAAACUAUUUUUAGAAAUGCCAAUUAAAGAUAAUAAACACUAUAAA